Molecule: messenger RNA, 2277 nt
Organism: Ascoidea rubescens DSM 1968
Lineage: Eukaryota; Fungi; Ascomycota; Saccharomycetes; Ascoideales; Ascoideaceae
Gene: VAC14
Product: Vac14p
Exons: 3
Biological process (GO): phosphatidylinositol biosynthetic process; positive regulation of kinase activity
Cellular component (GO): fungal-type vacuole membrane; endosome membrane; PAS complex
Source: RefSeq, a predicted model, not a curated record
AUGGAUAAGUUGACUGCCAAAACCCUAUCUGAUCGUUUGUAUGAUAAGCGAAAAGCUGCUGCUUUAGAGAUCGAAAGAACUGUUAAACAACUAGUCAACCAAAACAACCCCGAAAGCACUCAGAAAAUCCAUGCUAUUAUAGACCAAUUAUACAAGGAAUUUACUGGUGCAAUCCACCAGCCAAACUUCAGAAAUGGUGGUGUUAUUGGUCUUGCUGGAGUCGCCAUCGCCCUAGGCUCAUCUCAUAUCGCUGAAUACUUGGAUUUAAUUAUUCAUCCAGUUUUGGCAUGUUUUGGUGAUCAGAUUGCUCAGGUUAGAUACUAUGCCUGUGAAAGUUUGUAUAAUAUUGCAAAAGUUGCCAAGGGCGAAAUUCUAAUCUAUUUCAAUGAAAUUUUUGAUGUUCUUUGCAGACUCUCUGCUGACAAUGAAAACAGUGUCAAAAAUGGUAUUGGCUUAGUCAAUGGCUUGAUCAAAGACAUUGUCUCGGAGAGGGCAACAACCUAUAUCUCUGUCUUACAAACUGAUCCUCAAAUCCAAGAACCAGACUUAAUUCAAACAACUGUUGCAAUUUCAACAGGCAGCAUUGUUCAAAUAAAUCACAAUCAGUCAAAUUUGGCAUUUUCUUUACCGAAGUUUAUCCCCUUAUUAAUGGAAAGACUAUACACCACCAAUGGAUUCACUAGAACUUUUUUGGUGGACUGGAUCUCUUUACUAGACUCCAUUCCAAAUUUGGAAUUAAUAAGUUAUUUACCUGCUUUUCUUGGCGGCUUAUUAACCUUUUUAAAUGAUACUCAAAAAUCAGUCAGAAAUCAAACAAUUAGAUGUCUUGACAACUUUUUACAAGAAAUUAAACGAAUAAUCCAAAUCAAAAAAUUGGCAAUCAAAAACAGAAAAAACAAUAAAAACAAUAAUAAAAAUUUGAAAAAUUUAAAUAAUAUCAACAAUAUAAACAAUUUAAAUUAUGAUGAAUAUUAUAAUGACCAUGAUAUGAAUGCUAAUUCCGAAUAUUUAUCGGAUACUGGUACUUAUAUCCCUGGUCAAGAUGUUGAUUUGAAUUUUCCUAAAAUUAUAGCAAUUCUAAUUACUCAUUUAGAAUCAGACGAUGAAAUCCAAUUAGUCGUACUUAAUUGGUUAGAAAAUAUAUUGGAUAUAUCUCCAAUUAGUUUCUUACCAUUAAUUUCCGAUUUAUUAUCAAUUUUAUUAAAAAUUUUAUCAAUUAAUUCAAAUAGGCAAUUAAAGGAUAAAUCGUUGAUUUUUAAUAAAAAAUUAAUGGAUUUGAUUUCAUCAACUUUAUCACUAGAUGAUAAUAAUAAUAACAAUAAUAAUAAUAAUAAUAAUAAUAAUAAUAAUAAUAAUAAUGAUAUCAAUAAUGAUAUCAAUAAUGAUAUCAAUAACUAUACAAUGAAUAAUUUAAAUUCAAAUGAAACAAAAUUCAAUUAUUCAUCUGUAAUAAAUACUUUGGCUAUAUUGUUUUUACAUGAGGAAAAAAUUACAAAAAUAGCAACAUUAGAUUGGUUAAUUAUGCUUCAUCAAAAAUCUCCAAGAUUGUUUCUUAAACAUAGUGAUGACACAUUCCAAACAUUAAUAAAGGGAUUAUGUGAUUCGUCAUCAGAAGUUAUUAACAAAGAUCUUAAAUUAAUAUCGCAAUUUUCCACGCAAUCGGAUGAUAAUUAUUUCCAAAAUUUGAUGAACGAUUUAGUUAAUUUAUUUAAAAGCGAUCGAAAAUUAUUAGAAUUAAGAGGAAAUUUUAUCAUUCGACAGUUGUGUAUUAACCUUAAUCCAGAAAGAAUUUAUAAAAGUUUUUCCAAUUGUCUUUAUGAAAAGCAAAAAGAAAGUUAUAAGAAUUUGGGGUUCAUUAGUAUAAUGAUUCAAAUUUUGAAUAAUAAUUUAAUAACAGCACCAGAAUUAUUACCGUUGAGAAAAAAACUCUAUAACAUUGAUAAUAAAGAAGACUGGAUUUUUUUCACAACACUAUUUAAAAGUUGGUGUCAUAAUGCACCAGCAUGUUUAUUGUUGUGUUUAUUAUCACAGAAUUAUGAAUUGGCAUAUAAUUUAUUGAAUAUAUUUGUUGGAUUUGAGAUUACAGUUACAUUAUUGAUUCAAUUGGAUGUUUUAGUUCAAUUGUUGGAGAGUCCAGUUUUUGUUAAAUUGCGGUUACAGUUAUUAGAGCCUGAGAAGUAUCCAUAUCUUUACAAGUGUCUUUAUGGAAUACUAAUGAUCCUACCACAAUCUAAUGCGUUUAAUAUAUUGAAAAACCGAUUAAAUUCUAUAUCAGCA